GUGGGCUGUGCGAGCUGAAGUGCAUAUUAAAGACGGAGUUAACAUCUUGCGUAUCGCUUCUCCUGACUACACUGUGAAAAGGGGGGGGAGCAAAACACCUGGCUCAGAAGGAAAACUGUUAGCCCGGAACAGCCUUGGGCCCUUGCAGUUUCGUUUCCUUCACAAGUGGCGACCUCGCCAGGAUUCCCCCUCCCCUCAUCGCUGGUCAGGAGACCAUCGCUACCAGCCAGUCACCACCGACGGUCAGGAUUAACCUACCGGCACUUGCUGUUCAGGGCGAAAGUGAGUGUUUGGCGAUUGGAUUGUGCUGAGGUCCAUUCCACCGCCCAGGCCAGGUGCGUCUUAAGAGACUCUGGUCCGGAUCUCACGGAAGUCAGGUGCGAGUUCAUCUCCUCUGAUAUAGUGUCUCCCGUUCCCGGAUACGUGCUGUGUUCGUGGUGUUUCACACGGGGAUACGGUUAUGGGUAUUUUCAUGUGCGUUUGUGCACAGUGUUACUUUCACCCCACUCGUGCCACUUGUGGGCGUCAGGCCGUGUGCGCCUCUUUAGUGUCAAUUGGAAGUUAAGUCUUCCGCGGUUUUUUGUCGUCUAUUUGCUUUGGGUCUGGUUUCUUCAUCGCCUAGGGUUUUGUUAGAUUCAGUGUUCGGAUUUUGUAUUUAAUCUGUGUAUCUUUCUAUUUUGUUUCCCAUUCGGCAUGUCUUCCAUCCAGGAACUAGUUAAGCUCGGUCGCGAGCUUGGGUACGACGGCGACGAGUUGAAAUCCUUUGUGUCCGAUGAGCAGGCACGCCUCCGGGACGAACGCGAGUUGGAGAGACGAAACAGAAAAGAAAAGGAGGAACGGGAACGCGAGGAACGUGAACGUGAACGGGAACGCGAGGAACGUGAACGGGAACGGGAACGCGAGGACCGUGAACGGGAGAGAGAGCAUGCUCUCGCCCUCGAACUGCUGAAGCUCCAAGUUGCUGGCGGUUCGGCGGCCUUAGGCGUCCCUAGUGUCGACUUUGCUGCUCGUCCCAAGUUACCAUCUUAUCGCGAAGGUGAGGACAUUGCCUCUUAUUUUACCCGGUUUGAGCGAGUUGCUACCCUCCUCAACAUUGCUAAGAGCAGUUAUGCAGUCCACUUGGGAAGCCUACUCACAGGUAAGCUGGCUGAAUUCUAUACCACCUUGUCGGAAGAGGUCACAGGCGACUACAGUCAGCUAAAAGAAGACAUUCUGAAGCACUCCCAUAGGACGAGUGAUCACUACCGCACCGCCUUCCGCUCAGCCAAGAUCAACGUUGGUGACACGUUCCAGCAAUUCUCCACCCAUUUGACUCGCCUUUUCGACCACUGGCUCAGCGCGAGCGAGGUAGAUCACUCUUUUGCUUCGCUGAAGUCCUUCAUGAUCCUCGAUCAAUUUCUAGCCUCUGUUUCCACAGAACUGCGGUUGUUCCUGAAAGAAAACAACGUUCAGACCUUAGAGGAGGCAGUAAAACGAGCCGAUGUUUGGGCUUCAGCACACCACUCUAACCCACGCAACCCUGCGUCGGAACGCGGCAAACGACCAUCCCUCACCAAAGCCGCCUCACUAAAGGAUUCGCCACCUACGCCACGAAAGACACCCUCGGUGGUUCGUUGCCAUAACUGCGGUCAGAGUGGCCACAUUAGACCUAACUGCCCUCAGAAUCCUUAUCUUUUUAAACAGAAGUCCAAGCCAGAACCAACAAAGGAGUCUCCCAAAAUUGGCUUCUGCCGUUCCGGAUCACCGUCUCGUCAGUAUUACACCUCGGGCACCAUCAACGGCUCUAGGGUAUCCACCAUUGUUCGCGAUACGGGUUGUUCAAGUGUCCUAGUAUCCGAGGAGGCAUUGCCGGACGCGGAUAUUUCCAACGGUAAAAAGGUUCGCUGCAGCGACUACUUGGGUCGUGCCGACUACUUCCCUGUGGUAAGAUGCUACCUCCGGUGCCCCUAUUUUGACGGUUGGGUUGAUGCCAUCAGGGCCCCACUUAAGUUUUGCACAGUGCUGGUAGGUAACAUUGAGGGAGUACGUGCACCUGACGACCCAGACGUGACAAAGGCAUGUGACGAACCUACACCCUUUCCGGUUCCUUCAGACCAGGCUCCCGGGAAAAGUAUUCAAGCUGUCCAGACCCGGGCCGCCACCGCUCGUAAGAUUCACCCCCUUGUACUUCCUCAUCUGGAGCCCCUGGCUAUUACUCCUCAGGACUUCUCUAAAUUGCAGAGUUCGUGCCCUACUCUAGCGCCACAUCGUAACAAGGCCACUACGGGAGAAGAAGAAGUCACUCGCACCGGCUCCACCUUCGGCUACGAGUUCUCGGACGAACUGCUCUACAGGUAUGUCAUCGAGUUGAAGGACAAGCUGGCCGACUGUUCCAAGAUCGCUGCCCAAAAUUCCACCAUUAGUGCCACCCGAUACAAGACCUACUUCGAUUUGAACUCGCAAGAUCGUCAGUUCAAGCCUGGUGAUGAAGUUCUCGUCCUUCUCCCUGACACUUCCAGUAAGCUAUUAAUGGCUUAG
Eriocheir sinensis (Chinese mitten crab) is the source of this 2517-nucleotide messenger RNA. RefSeq lists its product as uncharacterized. NCBI's taxonomy places the organism in Eukaryota, Metazoa, Arthropoda, Malacostraca, Decapoda, Varunidae. Gene Ontology annotation, molecular function: zinc ion binding; nucleic acid binding. The record is from RefSeq and is a predicted model, not a curated record. The transcript has 3 exons. Bases 694 to 2517 code for a protein of 607 amino acids.